AAUCACACGUACACGCACACACACAACGACGCUGACACUGAGACUGACGCUCGGCGAGACAUUUUUUUGUGUACAUUUUUGUAUGUUUUCAUAUUGUUGUUGUUUGCAACAAAGUUUUACGUUUACGUUUUUUGCCUGUUUAUUGUAUAUAAAUGUAAAUGUAUAUGUUUAUUGCCUGUCUCGUAUACGUUUGUGUGUGUGUUCUUACCUCGUAUUUGUUAUAUCUACCAAACUACCAGUAACAACAAAAAAAAGGAAAGAAAAAAGCAACAAAAUAAAACAAAAUAACAAAAACGCAGCAGCAGCAGCAAUAUGCUGCCAACAACAAUAAAAACAAUCAGCAGUCGCAACAGCAGCCGCAGAGCAGCCGCAGUCGCAGUCGUCGUCGCAGUAACAGCAAACAACAGAACAUCGCUGCCGUCGUCGUCGUCGUCGCUGCUGCCGUCGCCGCCGCUGACGUCGCCGCAUGCAUACUAUUAAUUUAUUAUACAAAUUGUUUUUAUUUUGAAUAAUGGAUCGUCGUGCAUUGAAGUUUAUGCAAAAAAGAGCGGACACUGAAAGCGAUACAACAACAACAACAACAAACACAUUAACAGCAACAUCAACAGCAACAACAUUAGCAGCAGCAUCAGCAGCAGCAACAACAAUUUUAACAACAGCAACAACGACAACAACAACAACUGCGCUUCCAUUAAAAGACAACUCGAAUAUACGAGGCAGCAGCAGCAGCAGCGGCAGCGACAAGUUGCAAACAGCAACGCAGCAGCUACAACAGCAACACAAGCAGCAGCAGCAACAACAACAGCAGCAACAGCAGCAGCAGCAGCAACAGCAGCAACAACAACAUAUUGUCAGCGUUGAGCGGCCCUUGAAGUGCCUGGAGACGUUGGCCCAAAAGGCGGGCAUUACCUUUGACGAGAAAUACGAUUUUGCCAGUCCGCCGCAUCCGGGCAUUGGCGCCCAUACGCCCACGCACAACAACAACAACAACAACAACAAUAAUAAUAAUAAUAAUAACAAUAAUAACAACAAUAAUAACAAUAAUAACAACAACAACACGCAGUUGAACAACAACAAUCACGUUAAAAACGUUACGCCCACAUCAAUUGCAACAAGCACUGCGCAGACGCCGCCCUCAGCGCGACGCACAGCAGCAGCAACAACAGCACCAACAACAGCAGCAGCAGCAGCAGCAACCACUCCCAACAGCUCAGCGCGUUCACGUAGCGUCUCACGUUCGCGCUCGCGGUCGAGCACGCCCACCUCACGCACAGCAGCAGCUACAGCAGCAGCCGUAGCAGCAGCAGCAGCAGCAGCAGCAGCAGUUGUUGGCGGCACGCUGGAGAAAUCACAGAGCCCCGCCCAACAGGUGGCAUCCGCUGCGGCGGUGCCACUGCAAAUCUCACCGGAGCAACUGCAGCAAUUCUAUGCGAGCAAUCCGUAUGCGGCCAUCCAGGUCAAGCAGGAGUUUCCCACACAUAAUGCUGGCAACAGCGGCGGCGGCGCUGGCGGCAACAACAGCAACACCAACGAGCUGAAGCAUGCAACCGGCCUGCUGGACGCCAACCAAACGACACAGCUGCAACAGUUGCAGCUGCAACAGCUGACCGCCGGCGAUGGCAGCGCAGCGGCUGCUGCUGCCGCCGUUGCCGCCGCCGCUGCAGCCGGCAGUCCAGCGGCAGCGCAACAGAAUGCGCUCCAACAGCAGGCGGCAGUAGUCGCGGCCCAGCAGCAGCAACAGCAGCAGCAGCAGCAACAUCAGCAACAACAGCAGCAACAGCAGGCCGCACAGCAGCAACACUCGACAGCAAUUAGCACCAUGUCGCCGAUGCAACUGGCCGCUGCCACCGGCGGAGUGCCCGCCGACUGGGCCAAUGGACGCACCGUGCAGCUGAUGCAGCCAUCGACCGGCUUCAUAUAUCCACAUCUGUCCAUUGUCUCCGGAAAUCUGCUGCCCGCCGCGCUGGGCCAGCAGCCCAUACAGGUGAUUGCCGCCGGCAAGCACUUCCAGGGCAGCGCGCCGCAAAUGAUAACGACGACCACGCAGAACACCAAGCAAAUGAUUGGCGGGCAGGCGGGCUUCGCCAGCGGCACCUAUACGAUACCCUCGAGCCAGUCGCCGCAGACGCUGCUCAUAUCGCCGGUAAAUGUGAUAUCGCAUUCGCCGCAGCAGCAGAGUCUUCUGCACUCGAUGGCGGCGGCGGCGGCGCAGCAGCAGCAGCAACAACAGCAGCAACAACAACAACAACAGCAACAACAGCAGCAGCAGCAGCAACAGCAGCAACAGCAAUUGACACAGCAGCAACAGCAACUGACGGCUGCAGCUGCGGCCCAACAAGCGCUGGCUGUCAGCGCCUCCAAGGUGGGCGUCGGCGUCGGCGAUGGGCAGGCCAAGCUGCAGCAGAAGGUCGUCCAGAAGGUGACAACCACAACGAACACGGUGCAGGCGGCGAGCGGUGCUGCUGCUGGCGGCGGCGUUGUCGCCCAGGCUCAACAGCAGCAGCAACAGCAGACGACCACACAGCAGUGCGUCCAGGUCUCGCAGUCAACCCUGCCGAGCGUGACGGCCGCCCAGGCGGCCCAGUUGAUUAGCCCGCUGCAGGGCACCGCCACCGGGCAGCCGCAGCAGAUGCAGCUCGCUCCCUGGUUUUGGCAAAAUUUCGGAGGCAGUCCGAUCAUCUUGCGUGGCCAGCCGGAUCAUACGUCCGGCAUGUUCAUCCAGCAGCCGACCCAUCAGGCCCUGCAAACCCAACAGAAUCAAAUCAUUCAGUGCAAUGUGACGCAGACGCCGACCAAGGCGCGCGCUCAGCUGGACGCGCUGGCGCCGAAGCAACAGACGCAGCAACAGGCGAAUGCACAGCAGCAGCAACAGCAGCAGCAGCAGCAGCAGCAACAGGCGCAGCAGCAGCAGGCGGUGGCGGUGGCAACCGCGCAGCUGCAGCAGCAGCAACAACAGCUGACGGCACAGCUGCAGCGCACCGGUGCUCCCAUCUUGCCGCACAAUGGGGCUCAGGUGCGGCCCGCCAGCUCCGUGUCCACACAGACGGCGCAGAACCAGAGCCUGCUUAAGGCGAAGAUGCGCAACAAACAGCAGCCAGUGCGGCCGGCGCUGCCAACGCUCAAAAUGGAGAAUGGACAGGCGGGCGGUGGCAAGGCCACGGGCAAUGCGGCAACGACGCUCAGUCAACAUAUCGCCGUGCAGCAGCAGCAGCAACAGCAACAGCAGCAACAGCAACAGCAGGCGGCGGCAGCAGCGGCUGCGGCAAAUCUGCACCAGGUGGUCACCACGGCGGGCAACAAAAUGGUGGUCAUGAGCACCUCGGGCACGCCGAUAACGCUGCAGAAUGGGCAAACGUUGCAGACGGGCGGCGUGGAUAAGCAGCAGCAGCAGCAACAGCAACAGCAGCAGCAGCAACAGUUGCAGCUAAUGAAGAGCCAACAAUUGCUGCAACAGCAAAUGCUGCAGCAUCAUUUAUUGCAAUUGCAACAGCAACAACAGCAGCAGCAGCAGCAGCAACAGCAACAGCCGCAGCAAGCGCAACAGCAGCAGACGCUGACAAAUGCGACCGCUCAGCAAAUAUUGCAGGUAGCGCCGAAUACGUUUAUAGCCUCGCAGCAGCAGCAACAAGCGCAGCAGCAGCAGAUGCAUAAUCAAUUGCUGCAGCAUCAGUUGCAGCAACAGCAGCAACAGGCACAGCAGCAACAGCAGCGCGAACAACAGAAUAUUAUACAGCAAAUUGUGGUGCAACAAACGGCCACGCAACAGCACCAGCAGCAGCAGCAUCAUCAGCAGCAGCAACAGCAGCAGCAACAGCAACAACAGCAGCAGCAGCAGCAGCAGCAACAACAACAGGCACAGCAGCAGCAGGCGCAACAGCAACAAUUGCAGCUGAGCAGCGUGCCCUUCUCAGUUAGCUCGACAACAACGCCCGCUGGCAUUGCCACCUCCAGCGCACUGCAGGCCGCAUUGUCCGCCUCUGGUGCUGUCUUCCAGACAACCACCAAGACGAGCACCUCGCUGCCCAGCAGCAGCGUGGUGACCAUCAGCAAUCAAAGCGCCGGGCCGCUGGUCACGAGCAGCACUGUAGCCAGUCUGCAGCAGCAGGCGCAACAAUUGCAGCAGCAGCAGCAACAGCAGCUUAUAACGGCCAGCAUAGCGGCUGCCACACAGCAGCAGCAACAGCAACAGCAGCAACAGCAGCAACAACAGCAGCAACAACAGCAGCAACAACAGCAGCAGGCGCAGCAACAGGCGCAGCAACAGGCGCAGCAGCAGGCGCAGCAGCAGCAGGCGCAGCAACAGGCACAGCAACAGCAGGCGCAGCAACAGGCACAGCAACAGGCGCAGCAGCAGGCACAGCAGCAGCACGCACAGCAGCAGCAGCAACAGGCGCAACAGCAAUUGUCCAGCAGCACGUUAACUGCUGCGUCGCCCACACAGAAUCCCAUAUUGGCCAUGACGUCCAUGAUGAAUGCGACGGUUGGCUUGCCGGCAACAACGCCGCCCGUGAGCAGCGCUGUGGUUAGCACGGCGCUUGUGACGCUCAGCAAUAGCAUAAGCUCGCUGCCAGCCACGCCUACCAAGGCAAUUACCAUGAGUACGGCCAGCAGCCAGGAGACGCCCAAACAGCAGCAGCAUCAGCAGCAGCAGACGGCGACGGCGGCGACAACGACUACGACAACAGCAUCUUUAGUGACAAUUGAGUCGGCCGCUUUGCAGGAUGCCAGCAAGGCCAACGCGGAGGCAAGCAGCUCCACGGCAGGCGCAGCAGAGACGCUGCACAACGGUGAUGUGGGUGAGGCAACGCCCACAAAGCUGACAGCAACGGCAACACCAACAGUUGCAGCUGCUGCAGUCAAGCAAAGCAAUGCUGUGUUGCCUAGCAGCAGCAGCGGCGGCAGCGGCGGCAAAGAUGACAACAGCAAUGUGAAGAACAGCAGCAGCAGCGUUAGCAGCACAGCGUCCACCAAUGGCAUUGCGAGCAGCGCGUUGCGUAACAGCAGCAGCAGCAGCAGUGCAACAACGACUACAACAACAACAACCACCAGCAGCAACAACAACAGCAGCAGCAACACCAGCAGCAGCAAUGGCAAGGAUCUGCCCAAGGCCAUGAUCAAGCCAAAUGUGCUGACCCAUGUCAUCGAUGGCUUCAUUAUACAGGAGGCCAACGAACCAUUUCCGGUGACACGGCAACGCUAUGCGGACAAGGAUGCCAACGAUGAGCCGCCCAAGAAAAAAGCAGCCAUGCAGGAGUCGGAUCUCAAGGCGGGCGCAACAGCAAGCACGUCGACAACAACAACAACACCAACAGCGAGCUCUGCAACAGCAACUGCUGCUGGCAUGGCUGGCGGGGCGCUGGUCAGCGUGGCCACACUGCCGGCGGAUAUGGUUGCCUGCGAGCAAUGCGGCAAGCCGGAGCAUCGCAGCAAGCUGAAGCGCAAGCGUUAUUGUUCGCCGGGCUGUGCACGUCUGGCGAAGAUGGGCGGCAGCAACAGCAGCAACGGCAGCGCCGUGGGCAUGGUCGCCGCUGAUGCAUUAGCACUGGCGGACAAGCUGGACGAAUCGCUGGCCGAGGAGAAAAUGCAAACGGACGCCCUGAGCCCCGAGCCGGCCAUGAUUAUAGCUGAGCUGCCGUCGGCCGUGCUGGCAGCGGCAACAGCCACGGCAACAAUUGCAGCUGCAGUGACAGCAGUGCCAGCAGCCACGCCCACCAGUAGCAGCAACAGCAACAGCAGCAAUGUCAGCGCCGCUGUCGUUGCUGUGGAGCGUCCCUCGAUCUGCAGCUGGAGCGUGGAUGAGGUCAGCGAGUUUAUACGCAAGCUGCCCGGCUGUCAGGAUUAUGUGGAUGAUUUUGUGCAGCAGGAGAUCGAUGGACAGGCGCUGCUGCUGCUCAAGGAGAAUCAUUUGGUGAAUGCGAUGGGCAUGAAGCUGGGACCGGCGCUCAAAAUUGUCGCCAAAGUCGAGUCCAUGAAGGAGGUGAAUCUGGCCCCGGCGGCAGUUAACGAUGGUGCCAAGGAAACGGCCAAUGCCGCGCAAUAGUGCAUAACCAGAGCAAGGGAUAGUUGCGUUAGCCGCCCCCGCCGCCGCCGCAGCAGCAGCAGCAGCAGCAGAAGCAGCAGCAGCUCCUCCUCUGGCAGCCGUAGCGCGCCUCUGUCGCCCGCCUAUUCCAUAACCCCGCCGCUGUACUCGCCCGUGCUGCGCAGCAAAUAGGCGCCACAAAAUGCUGGUCUAACCAGCUUCAAGUGGAGUGGCGUUCAUUGUGAAUGUGAUUCACAGCAGCUAAUGUUAACCGCCCGCUACACACCUAGGAGCACCGCAUCCUGCCCCAACACUCACACACUCACACAAACACACACACCACCCAACCCCUUGCUAGCCAUUCCCUAAACCCAACCCCAAGCUCGCAGCUGUAGUUGUAGUCUGUACGUAAUUUUAAUGUAGCUUAAAAUUUGUAAGGCCAAUUGUAUGAUAAUGAUUGAAAACUCCAUCUAAUGUUAGCAACCCCAAAGCCUACACCCGCUUAACUCUCGAAACCCCCUGCCCCUGACCCUGCCCCUGAC
Messenger RNA from Drosophila montana, 6561 nucleotides. RefSeq names its product polyhomeotic proximal (gene ph-p). NCBI's taxonomy places the organism in Eukaryota, Metazoa, Arthropoda, Insecta, Diptera, Drosophilidae. Gene Ontology annotation, cellular component: PRC1 complex; nucleus. Gene Ontology annotation, biological process: negative regulation of DNA-templated transcription. Bases 512 to 6040 code for a protein of 1842 amino acids. The transcript is spliced from 5 exons. Gene Ontology annotation, molecular function: histone binding; zinc ion binding; chromatin binding. The record is from RefSeq and is a predicted model, not a curated record.